Molecule: messenger RNA, 696 nt
Organism: Racocetra persica
Lineage: Eukaryota; Fungi; Glomeromycota; Glomeromycetes; Diversisporales; Gigasporaceae
Source: the annotation of a GenBank genome assembly
AAAUUGUAACUGUGCUUCAAGAACAACUUGAAACACUCAAAUUGGACAUUCAUCAUAAAUAUGAACUUAUUGAGAUACUUAAACGUGAUCUUGCGGAUAAGGCAAAUCUUCAGCAAAGAUUAAAAGAAAAAGAAGCUGAAGCAUUAGAGAAAUUAGAAAAUGGUGAAGAUGUAAAUAAAGUUCUUCAAAAUGAAUUAGAAACUUUAAGAAAAGAACUCAAGGAUGUUCGAGCUAGAGAAGCUGUUACACAUGAUAGACUUCAUGUUCUCAAAGCAAGAUUAGGAUCUGAUCAAGAAGAAACUCAUUUACAAGAACAAUUAGAACAUUUACGAGUUGUUGAAAUUGCUCAAAGAGAAAGAAUUGCAAUUUUGGAAGGAAGACUUUCUGAACAAGGUGGACAAAUUGAUGAAGAUUUUAUUAAAUUAAAAACUGAAUUGGCACUUGCACGUGAAUCGGAAUCUGCACAAAAACGUACGAUCGAAAACUUGGAGAUUAAACUCAAAAAAGCUGAAGAAAGAUCCCAAUUAACAACUCUUAGACGUGAGAUUACUGGAUUAAAAGCUAAGGAAGCCGAACAAAUUAAGAAAAUAAAAGACUUGGAAGGUCAAUUAAAUGAUUCAGUCAAUAAAGAUUCAAAUCAAGUUAAAUUAUUAAAAGAUGAAAUUGAAACUUUAUGUGGAAAAGAACAAGAACAAC